Prunus dulcis (almond) is the source of this 1949-nucleotide messenger RNA. Its product is annotated as TLC domain-containing protein 4-like. Bases 450 to 1211 code for a protein of 253 amino acids. Gene Ontology annotation, biological process: lipid homeostasis. Gene Ontology annotation, cellular component: endoplasmic reticulum; membrane. The record is from RefSeq and is a predicted model, not a curated record. Lineage: Eukaryota; Viridiplantae; Streptophyta; Magnoliopsida; Rosales; Rosaceae. The transcript is spliced from 8 exons.
AAAAACGUCGAAUAUUUAUUGUUCAUUGUUCUUUUCUUUGGGUUCUGGAAGUUUCGCAUGAUAAGUUGCGUUGCCUUGCGCAACGAUUCAUCAGCUUGCUUGGGCCCGAAGCCUAAUUGGGUCGUCUCGUCUUUUACUUGCCACUGGUUUCUCGCAUUUUCGGUCGCCCUUCUUUCUGGCUCUGCUCCAAAGCCUCGAACAAACCAAAACGUCUAAAACCACCCUCCCUCUCUCCCUAUCUCUCUCCAUUUUCACCUUCAACUUUCUCCUACACACCGUUCUCUCCAAAACUCGUCGACCCUUUUCAAUUCUCUCUCAGAAAUUAUCAAUUUUUCAUCGACUUUUUAUAGUAAAGGUGACGUUUUUGCUGAUUGAUGCUCGGAAUUCGUGCUCCAUAUAAAUUUCAGAGCGUUAGAGCUUUUGGGUUGCUGUGAUUUUGGUGUUUCUGAAUGGCAAUCCAAUCCUACGAAUCCUACGACAUGUUGCUUAAGCAAUUCCUACUCCCGCACCCUUUUGUCCCAUACAUAUCUAUGCUCGUGGGUAUGUUCGCCUCCAAAUUGGUUUAUGAUCUCAACCACUUGCUAAGUGCUGCUUACUUUAAGAGCUAUUCCAACCUUUCAAAGAUGCAACGCAUUGAGUGGAAUAAUCGGGCAAUCUCAACUGUCCAUGCCCUUUUUAUCACAGCUAUGUCAUUGUACUUGGUGUUUUGGUCAGAUCUUUAUUCUGACCAACAGCUCAACGCUUUUGUUACGUUGCAGAGCUCCCCGCUGUCUACAUUUGCCUUGGGGGUCUCAGUUGGGUACUUUCUAACUGACCUUGGGAUGAUCUUUUGGUUUUACCCUGCUCUUGGUGGACUGGAGUAUGUGGUUCAUCAUCUUCUUUCUGUAGCGUCAGUAGCAUAUGCUAUGUUGACUGGGGAGGGACAGCUUUAUACCUACAUGGUUCUUAUCUCUGAGACAACCACCCCUGGUAUCAACUUGAGAUGGUAUCUUGACACGACUGGAAUGAAGGGGUCUAGAACAUAUUUGAUUAAUGGGGUUGUAAUUUUCAUUGCUUGGUUGGUUGCCAGAAUACUCCUGUUCAUGUAUCUGUUCUACCAUCUGUACUUGCACUAUCAACAGCUUGUGAGACACAGCAAGAAACAAGUAUAUUCAGCCUACAUGUGCUUGCUUAACAGGUUAAGCAAAUGCACAUCAUUGGGAAAUUUUUAGCUUUCGGAGUGCCACCAAUCCUAGCGGUCAUGAAUGUGAUGUGGUUUGGCAAGAUUUUCAAGGGAUUGAAGAAGACAUUAGCAAAGAGUCAGUGAAAGAUUCUAUUGAUGGGUGACAGUGGCUUAAGAAGUGACUGAAGAUCUACACCUAUCUGUGGUUAUCUGGAUGUACGAUAUGUCCUCAACUGUUCUUGUACACCCCCGCCUCCUCUUAGCAUGUAAAUGGUAUACAGAAUAGAUCAAUAUGCUGAGCACACGACAUGGUUUCUGAUGCAGUGCGAAUCUAAAGAUAUAGUAGAUGUUCAGGAACCGUUUCUUGUGAUUUUAGAACACAGCUGAACCAUAGUAAUAUUAACUGGGUUCUUGAUCCUGAGUCAAAUCAAUUUCUUUGUUGAUCUUACUUCUGUGCUUGGGAUGGAACUGAAAUUGUUAUUUUUUAUUUUUUUUUAUUUUUUUAUCUCAGCGUUUUGAGCCGGGAAGCGGCAAGCACUUGUGUUCUUCCCACCGCCUUACCAGUCAUGUACAGCGGAGCCUUCAUGUAAUGUGCUGGUAAAGAAGUGGCGGUGUUAUUUCUGGAGCCAUAUAUGUAUAUAGUUCCUGUUUCAGCUUAGAAAAUAUGUAUAGUUUUAUAAGUAGGGAAACACUUGCUCCCACGAAAUAUUGUAUAACAAUUGUGUAUCCCUGUAAAUAAAUAAAUAAAAACCAAUAGCAACAGAACAAUGAAGUUCAAGAAACAUGA